CUUUUAUGACUUUCUUCGUUCUCUCGACGGAAGAUCAGGAAACAAGGAACGAAUCGGUUUAAACUCACAUUGCUGUCCGUGAGAAGAGUUGACCCGAAGAAAGAGCAGGACGAAAGCGUAGCCUCUUCACGUUCCCCGGGUGUAAUUAUUUCAUUUAAAUCACCAUUCUUAGAGAAAUUAUUACAUGUCCAUCAUUUUCUGACUGCUCAUAUUGUGAUUUUUUGAAGGCAGGAAAUCUUAACAGGACUUUCUGACUUUAUCCCUGAUUCAAGGGUUAUUUUCUUGAACCCAGGAAACUCUAUACAAGACUUUCUGACUUUAUCCCUGAUUGAAGGGUUAUUUUCUAGAACCCAGGAAACUCUAUACAAGGUCAUCCUGGAAAAGUUAGUAUUAUGGCUACGGCUAUUUCGCCAUUUGCGUCUACGAAAGAGACUACCAACUAUGCAAGGCUAUGCCGCCUCCUGGUGGAUGUUGGAUCUCAGGUGCUUAGGUCCACUUUUGACACAAUACAUCCACCAGCGACUCUAUAUACAGUUUUGGGAAGUACCUCAGUGCAUUACGCCACAUUGCAAUCACUGUACAAAGGGAGGAAGAAAGUGCUGAAUCCCACGCAAUGGGGAAAGUUGUACCCUACUCACGCACCCGUGUCUUCUGCAGCCUUCGAUAUCACACUUCUAACGGUGCUUCUUAGAAAUAUCUGUGGUUUGGGCCCUCCUGCCAAUGGAUGGGAUCGUCUUCCCCUAGCUACAAACAUAAGCAUCGCAGAUGACAUCGCCAGAGUGAAGUAUUACAGGAACACUGUAUACGGCCAUGCUUCUCAAGCCUCUGUGGAUGACAGCAGUUUCAGUGCUUACUGGCAGGAAGUAAGAGAAGCUUUGGUAAGACUCGGAGGAGCUCAUUUUAGAGCUGAAAUCGACAAUCUUGAGCACGACUGCAUGGAUCCAGAUAUCGAGGAGCACUAUCGUCAACUGAUGAAACAAUGGAAGAAAGACGACGACAGCAUCAAAGACAAGCUUGAAGAAAUUGAAAAUUCGCUGGAUAACACGAGAGACACAAUUGACAAGAUAGAGAUCGAAGUCAAAGAGGUGAAAGACAAGCUGAGUAGUCUGACGGCCUCAGCUGAAAAAAGCGUACAAGAUUCGCUAGAAAAGAUGAGGCACGACCUCAGAGACACAACUGAGAAGAUAGAGAUUAAAAUGAAGGAGGUUUUAGAGACGCUUAGUAGCCAGGCGACCACAGUGGAAAAAAGCGCAGAUGAAGGGUCUCUUGAAAAAAUGAGAAGCGAAAUGGCAAAGAUGGACAGUGAACUUAAAGAAGUGAAGGGAAAGCUGUGUACUUUGGCAGCCCCUGUGGGAGAAAGCAAGGAUGAAGGUGUUUUUGAUCCAACUGAGCUUAUCAAUGGAAUUCGCCAGCUGUACAAGACUCGCGAGGGAUGGCUCUCACCAUUUCCAUGGUGCGAAGAGUUUCAGUUUUUUCUCGGCAAUAUUUUUACAAGGCUCAAAGUGGUCAGAAGAAAGAAAAUGAGAGGAGAAAUCACUGACGUAUUUGUUGACAUGUCGUCAAUACUAAACCCGUAUGAAGAGUGUUCAGCGCCGAGAACAGUGUUGAUUGAAGGAGAACCUGGUAUGGGAAAAACCACCUAUUGUAAAAAGUACGCUUACGACUGGGCCACAAAACAGCAAGAACUUCAGGGCUGCGGCUCAACAGCAUUAAAAUUGGUAUUGUUGCUGAAAUGUCGAGAUAUCCACUCUGACGUUUGGGAAGCCAUUGAUGAUCAGCUGCUGCCCCUAGGCAUCGAUGAAAAAGUCAAACAACAAUUUUUUCAGUUUAUUCGUGAAAAUCAGUCCAGCAUUUUAUUCAUAUUGGAUGGAUUGGAUGAGUUACCAUCCGGGAAAUUGUCGAUGUUUUCCAAAUUAAUUGAAGGAAGAGAACUCCCUAGAUGCCACAUAGUUGCAACAGCAAGACAAGAAGCUGGAAAAGAGGUGAGAAAAUGUUGUGACGCGCUGCUUCAGAUCGAAGGAUUCACUAAGAAGCAUGUGAUAGAAUUUGUCACCAAGUACUUUAAAGAAAGGACGGAUUUAGCCACCAAGCUCUCGCAACGGAUGUCGCGAGAUAAAAACCUGACAGAAAUAGCGGCCAAUCCUCUAAACACAGCACUUCUUUGCCUUUUAUGCGAAGAGUUUGAGGGCACACUCCCCGAAAGCAGAGCUCAACUGUACUUGGAUAUGGUUGAAUGUGUUUUGAGAAGAUAUAGAAAAAAGAAGGGACUAUUAGAAAAGAUCGAAGACCUGACAAACCAUUACAAACCGCAAUUGAAUCACCUUGGAAAGGUAGCGUUGAAUGGUUUACUUGACGAUAAGUUGGAUUUUAAUGAAAGUGAAGUGAGAAACCAUGCAAAAGACCUGACUGAAUUUGGAUUUCUGUCAGUGCAGCCUGGUGGCAGCAAACUGAGACAAACAUUGCAUUAUGCCUUCUUACAUAAAAGUUUUCAAGAAUUCUUUGCAGCAUUCUUCAUUUGUUCUCAGAUUCAAAGCAAGGAAAUGAAACCUGAAGAACUAGUUUCCGAUCCAAGGUAUUUCGGUGAACUUAAACAAAUACUUUUGUUUUCGUGUGGAAUUUUGGCCAUGAAAUGCGAUGAACAGGUUGUGGCUCUUGUAAAGAGUUUAACAAAUGAAGUCAACAAAAAUGAAGGCCGUGGUUCAAAAAUUGUAUUGGAGGCCAUCAACGAAUGUAAAAGAGAAAAAAGUGAUUUUCACUCGCAUUUAUCGAAGUCGUUUGGAACUGGUUUGAAUCUGACCAAUUUGGAUUUGUCUGAGAAGCGUAUUAGUGAUGCGGGUGCUACAUGUAUUGCUGAGGCAAUCAAAGUGAACAAGACGCUAACCAAUUUGGAUUUGUCUGAGAAUCGUAUUAGUGAUGCGGGUGCUACAUGUAUUGCUGAGGCAAUCAAAGUGAACAAGACGCUAACCAAUUUGUAUUUGCAAAGAAAUGAUAUUAGUGAUGCGGGUGCUACAUGUAUUGCUGAGGCAAUCAAAGUGAACAAGACGCUAACCAAUUUGGAUUUGCAAAGAAAUGAUAUUAGUGAUGCGGGUGCUACAUGUAUUGCUGAGGCAAUCAAAGUGAACGAGACGUUAACCAAUUUGGAUUUGUCUGAGAAACGUAUUAGUGAUGCGGGUGCUACAUGUAUUGCUGAGGCAAUCAAAGUGAACAAGACGCUAACCAAGUUGUAUUUGUCUGAGAAUCGUAUUAGUGAUGCGGGUGCUACAUGUAUUGCUGAAGCAAUCAAAGUGAACAAGACGCUAACCAAUUUGUAUUUGCGAAGAAAUGAUAUUAGUGAUGCGGGUGCUACAUGUAUUGCUGAGGCAAUCAAAGUGAACGAGACGCUAACCAAUUUGGAUUUGUCUGCGAAUCGUAUUAGUGAUGCGGGUGCUACAUGUAUUGCUGAGGCAAUCAAAGUGAACAAGACGCUAACCAAUUUGGAUUUGUCUGAGAAUCGUAUUAGUGAUGCGGGUGCUACAUGUAUUGCGGAGGCAAUCAAAGUGAACAAGACGCUAACCAAUUUGGAUUUGUCUGAGAAUCGUAUUAGUGAUGCGGGUGCUACAUGUAUUGCUGAGGCAAUCAAAGUGAACGAGACGCUAACCAAAUUGUAUUUGCGAAGAAAUGAUAUUAGUGAUGCGGGUGCUGCAUGUAUUGCUGAGGCAAUCGAAGUGAACAAGACGCUAACCAAUUUGAAUUUGUCUGCGAAUCGUAUUAGUGAUGCGGGUGCUACAUGUAUUGCUGAGGCAAUCAAAGUGAACAAGACGCUAACCAAGUUGUAUUUGUCUGAGAAUCGUAUUAGUGAUGCGGGUGCUACAUGUAUUGCUGAAGCAAUCAAAGUGAACAAGACGCUAACCAAUUUGAAUUUGUCUGUGAAUCGUAUUAGUGUUGCGGGUGCUACAUGUAUUGCUGAGGCAAUCAAAGUGAACAAGACGCUAACCAAUUUGAAUUUGUCUUUCAAUGGUAUUAGUGAUGCGGUUGCUACAUGUAUUGCUGAGGCAAUCAAAGUGAACAAGACGCUAACCAAUUUGAAUUUGUUUGCGAAUCGUAUUAGUGAUGCGGGUGCUACAUGUAUUGCUGAGGCAAUCAAAGUGAACAAGACGCUAACCAAUUUGUGUUUGUCUUUCAAUGAUAUUAGUGAUGCGGGUGCUACAUGUAUUGCUGAAGCUUUGUUCUCUGUGAAGAGUCGGCGAAAAGGACAAUAA
Messenger RNA from Pocillopora verrucosa, 4238 nucleotides. NCBI's taxonomy places the organism in Eukaryota, Metazoa, Cnidaria, Anthozoa, Scleractinia, Pocilloporidae. The record is from RefSeq and is a predicted model, not a curated record.